ACAUCAUUAACCCCAUCUCAUUCCUGUGGUACACAUGAGAAUUGGUUCUAUGAUGAAACUUCACGGAGCUGCUGUUACCAGUGUCCCUCAGGCUAUGUUAAAAAGAAAGCGUGUCCUAGGCACCCCGAUGAAGACUGCAUGAGAUGUGGACCUGAACAAUAUGUGAAUGAAGAAUUCCAAAAGCCACGAUGUGACGCUUGCGUGUCAUGUGCAAAAGAGUCUGACCUUGUGGAGAAAGAGCCCUGUUCCUUCAAUUCUAGCCGCGUGUGUGAGUGCCGACCAGGCCUGUUCUGUCAAACCGCUGUUCUGAACACCUGCGUACGAUGCCAGCAGCACUCUCUUUGCCAGCCUGGUUUUGGAGUCAAAGUCAGAGGCACCUCAACAAAUGAUGUUACCUGUGAAGAGUGUCCUUCUGGGACCUUCUCUGAUCUGACCUCCAGCACUGACAUCUGCAAGCCCCACACGAACUGUGCCAAGUUAAACAAAGUAGCACUAAUCAAAGGAAAUGCCACACACGAUCAGGUAUGUGGGGACCAAUUGCCCACCUACCUCACCCCAAGCACUUUCACCAUGAGAGUCAGCAAUGAAACAAGUAACUCUGACCUAAGGAGGCUUGAGGACAACCUGGUGACCACUGAUAGUAUCCUCUUACGUGCCACAACGGAAAACCCCACUUUCCCCACCUCAGCCAGGGAGGAGAUGACAAUGGGAGGUCUAGUUCUCUGGGGAGUGGUUCUCUCUGUGAUAGUGCUACUUGUGGGCAUGCUGUUAUUUUGGAAACGGAAGGUUUGCAAGAAGCGGAUCCUCAUCCUCAAAGGAAAGCCACACCUGCAUUCCGUCCUUUCGCACAAAUCGGGCCUCAGGUCUCAAGGUUCUGAACUAGUGAACAAAUACGCAAAGAUGGUACUGACUACUGACAGUGAGCCAGAAGAGAAGGAGUUAAUUGCCAGAACCCCCCCUUUGGAAACCAACAAUAACUUGGUCUCCAGCACAGAAAAAACACAUAGUCCCGAUGUGAGUCUGACUGAUGUGACACAGAGCAAUGGAAAUGCCCCAGAAUGCCCUGCUGAUUCUCGAGUGAGAGACCACACAAAUAAUCGAAUUGAGAAAUUAUACAUCUUGAAUGCCGACACUGUUAUUGUGGGGUCCAUUUCAGAAGUGCCUAGUGGCAAAAACUGUGCUGCUAGAGGAUCUGAAAGCAAUGUCGAUGCCCAAGAAAACGUGGAAAAGGAACUGGCAAUGCACUAUCCAGAGCAGGAAACAGAGUCUUUCCCAGGGAAUGAUGUAAUGGUUCCUGUGGAAGAGGAGGGAAAAGAAUUUCAUCACCCCACCACUGCCUCUGAAAAGUGA
This is a messenger RNA of Eurypyga helias (sunbittern), 1350 nucleotides long. RefSeq names its product tumor necrosis factor receptor superfamily, member 8 (gene TNFRSF8). Lineage: Eukaryota; Metazoa; Chordata; Aves; Eurypygiformes; Eurypygidae. Gene Ontology annotation, molecular function: protein binding. The annotation marks the transcript as partial. The record is from RefSeq and is a predicted model, not a curated record. The transcript has 10 exons.